Messenger RNA from Mizuhopecten yessoensis (Yesso scallop), 1656 nucleotides. RefSeq names its product sulfotransferase 1C4-like. The coding region runs from base 501 to 1178 and encodes 225 amino acids. Gene Ontology annotation, cellular component: cytoplasm. Gene Ontology annotation, biological process: sulfation. The transcript is spliced from 4 exons. The record is from RefSeq and is a predicted model, not a curated record. Gene Ontology annotation, molecular function: sulfotransferase activity. NCBI's taxonomy places the organism in Eukaryota, Metazoa, Mollusca, Bivalvia, Pectinida, Pectinidae.
GUCUUGACCCACCCUCAGUACGACUGUAUUAUAAUGGUCUUGACUACCCUCAUAACGACUGUAUCACAAUAACUUUGAUCUACCCUCAGGACGACUGUUUUAUAAUGGCCCUUGAUAAAAAAAAAUGGACAAACGUAUUACAAUGAUAUUGAGUAAUCCUCAGUGCGACUAUAGUAAAAUGACCCUUACAAUGACCUUGACCACUCCCAGAACGGCUGUAUAACACUGAUUUGCCUACCCUUAGUACGACUACAUUACAGUUGCCUUGACCUACCCUCACGACCUUGAGCACCUUCUGAACCACUGUAUUACAACGACCUUAACACAUCUACGGGCGGCUGUAUUACAAUGUCCUCGAUCCACUUAAUGUACGACGUUGUCAAAAUGACCUUUGCCCACCCAAGGCAUGAUCUAUAACAAUUGCAUUGAACAGGCUUUGCGUACGACUGUUUCAAUCUCGUACAAUCUUAGGUACACAUUGGGUGUGGGAGAUAGCUAACAUGCUGAUCACAGGCGAGCUCAAAUUCUUGACUCAGGUUAAGGAGGACGCCAUGAUGGAGAUCCAUUACCCUGAGGAAUUCGACAAUAUGCCAUCACCUAGGAUACUAAACACCCACAUGCCUUUCCGCGUGCUGCCCUCUGAUGUCACCAAGAAACGUCUGAAGAUUAUUUUUGUUCAGAGAAACCCUAAAGAUGUGGCCGUAUCUCUGUUUCACCAUAUGAAUAAGUUGAUGCCAGAUAAUCUUCAACCAACAUUCAAAGACUUUAUCAGCCUCACAAUACAAAAUCCUGACUGGUUUCAAUAUACCCUACAAUGGGAGAAGGUGAUUGCAGAAACCCCCGACGUACCAAUGCAUGUGGUCUACUACGAAUCUCUCAAAAAGAACCCAAAGGAGGAGAUAGCUCGUCUGGCAAAGUUUGUGGGGCACGACAGAGGCGAGACAUAUAUAGCCCAAGUGGCCGAAAUGUGCAAAUUUUCUAACAUGAAAAAGGCAAACGCUAGCGUGAAAGAUCACUCUGAGUACUCGAAGAUGUUUGGUGAACUGAUGAAGGGAAUGUACAGGAAAGGUGAAAUUGGUGAUUGGAAAAACUUGUUUACUGUCGCCCUAAAUGAAGAAUUUGAUAUUUUGUUCAAGGAACAGAUGAAGGAUUCUGAAUUCAAAUUUACAUUUACAUAAUCAAGAUGUCAAAAUGACAACACAAGACAAGCACGUCCGUACUUUGUCUGAUAAUGUAGGUCGUGUGAUCUGGUCAUUUUAUACCUGUUUCGGUAACAUUAUAUUGUGUUAAGAGGAAACCAUGAUGGUGACGCAGGCGUGUGUAAUGAUUCGCCGUGGUGUUACUAUGUUUCCGUGAAUUAGUCUUAAAAUGUUGUCUUUUAGUUUUUACUUUAAACUUAAUUUCGUUUGUAUGUACUCUGUGUAAUUCCCGCUUCCCAUAAAGAAACAAUAAGUAGAACGAAGUAUAGACAUACCUUUAAGGAAAAAUUCCGUUGAAGUAUAAAUACACACAAAAUAGUAAUAAUUAAAUAUAUAUUAAUAAUAUAUUUAAUCACAGAUAUUAUUUAUGUCAGAAUGUUAUAACUUUCAAAAACAGAACAAAUUUUGUAUGUGAAAAAGUGCACAAAUACAUGUAUAUAAAAGACAUCAAGAAAGU